AUGACCUAUGUCAGCCGCGCCCGAAAGGCAAGGCAGCCCUUUCUGCGGCGGAUCCCCGCCGCCUGCCAAUGGCAGCUGCCAGUCUGCAGUAGCGGCCGCAACCUCCCGCAAAGCGGAUAUUGCAGCUCGCGCUUCCCCGCCCCACGCACUCCUCGCGUCCACGCCGCCCUCGCCUGCCCGCAGCCCGGGCCUCACGGCCCUCACACCCAGCCCAGCGCGCCGCCGCAGCAUCUCUCAACCCGCUCGGCGGCCCCACCCACCGCGGACCCGCCCUGCCCCAGACGCCAAUGGCCGCCGCCGCGGCUCCCGAGGGGCCCGUCGAUUGGGCAGCCUGGGCUGCCACUCUCGGGCCGCGCCCCGCCCCCCACUCCGGCGGGGCUGGAGCGGCGGAGCUUCUGCGCGAGGAGCUGUGAGCUGCCGCGGCGCGGCGGCGCGUCGUCGCAGUUGCGCCUUGUAUCAGGAGCCGAGCCGGCAGGGAGGGGGCUGCCGCGCGAGAGGAGGAGGGGUCGCCCGAGCCGGGCCCGCCGAGAGCCGUCCGCGAAGGCCGAGGCCGGGCCGCCCUCGCAGCCGCGCAUCCUCGCGUCCCGGAGCGCCCGCGCCCCGCAGCCGCGCCGCACCGCCCGGCGGCCGCCGUCCGCGCCAGCUAGGGCUCCGGCCGCCGGGCCGGGACCCCGGUGCCGCCCCCCGCGCCUCGGAAGGCCCCCGGCGCCCGCGCCCGAGGAGGGCGGCGGGCCCCGUGAAUGCGCUCCGGAGCCUGAGCGCGCGCAGCCCCGGACGCCCCCCGCCCCGGCGCCUCCUGCGCUCGCGGAGCCUCCCUCUUCCCGCGCCACCCCCGGCCCGGGUCCCGAGCCGCCCGCCGCCGCGGUGCCCGCUCGCCGGGGUCCCCUCCGCGCCCCGCUCGCAGGCUGCUUUUGUCUGGCCUCCGCCCCGCUCCCCUGCGGCCGGAACGCGCCCGCGAGCUCGGCCGGGCGGAGGUUCGCUGGGGCCCAGGAGAAGGAUGGUAAAAUCGCCCUCCUCGCUCCUCCUCCCCGAAAAUCCCACAGCCCCGCGGGCGUGUGCGUGUGA
Molecule: messenger RNA, 1065 nt
Organism: Manis pentadactyla (Chinese pangolin)
Lineage: Eukaryota; Metazoa; Chordata; Mammalia; Pholidota; Manidae
Product: basic proline-rich protein-like
Exons: 3
Coding region: 1-1065 (354 amino acids)
Source: RefSeq, a predicted model, not a curated record